Photinus pyralis (common eastern firefly) is the source of this 2417-nucleotide messenger RNA. Its product is annotated as zinc finger protein 64-like. The transcript has 5 exons. The record is from RefSeq and is a predicted model, not a curated record. Gene Ontology annotation, biological process: regulation of transcription by RNA polymerase II. Bases 1264 to 2238 code for a protein of 324 amino acids. NCBI's taxonomy places the organism in Eukaryota, Metazoa, Arthropoda, Insecta, Coleoptera, Lampyridae. Gene Ontology annotation, cellular component: nucleus. Gene Ontology annotation, molecular function: DNA-binding transcription factor activity, RNA polymerase II-specific; RNA polymerase II transcription regulatory region sequence-specific DNA binding.
UGAUGGUGGAGUAGCGGUUUUGUGUGCUUUUCAAAGUUUAGUUAGUGUUUGAUAUAUUUUUUCCAAGCGAUAUCAAGGUACACGCUUACUAAAUUAGAACUGCGGAAUUCAACUAUACUGUAAACCCCCAUUGUGUUUGUUUUCCUCAAUUUUGUGGAUGCAAUAAUAAAGCUGCAUUCACAACCUCCAAUUUUUGUUUAUAAUUAAUGAGUGAAAUUAUUUCGUUAACUUUACGCAAAGCAAUCAUUCGCAAUGCCUGAAAUUAAUACGUGAAAUUAAUGUGUAAGCAGUGUCGCCACCUAUGUACCGGCGAGGCAAUUGGUUAAUUGUUUAUACAACAACUUUCAACAUAACCCUGUAGCGCAAGCACAAGAAUCAGUGUUUAUAUUAAUAAGUCUCUUUUAACUAUAACUAGCCUUAUCCUAAAGUGGCAAGAUACUUUUUUCUGUUCGCCACAUUCAUUGUAUAUGUAAACAAAAUCAAAACAAACAAAACAUGGUUAUGUCGGCUGUCAUAUAAAAGCACGCAUGCGUACCUCUGUUCAUUUCCGUAAAAUUAAGCGACAACGUUUGCAGUUUCUGCGUUAAGUAUUAAUUUCGACGAUUAAUUUUCUAUAUUGUGAAUGUUACCCUUAAAAUACAUAGCUUUAAACAUUUACGUUAAUUUUCGAUUGUUAAUUGUAGGUAUUAAUUUUGAGUUUGUGAAUGCUACUUAAGAAUGAACUGACCAUACCUCCUUAUCGAUUAUCGUCACAGAAAGGUCUUAUUCUGUGAUUAUCGUUUACUUUUUAAACAAAUGAAAUUUCAGUGACAAUAGUUUGAGAACUGCUGGUACUUGUGGCAACACUUGUGAGAUUGGUCACAUAACCCCAAAAUGUUCUUGAAAAAACAUCUAACUUCAUUGAGUCAGCUUUGAGUAUCUACUGCAAAUGAUACCCAUGGAUAUCAACAUUCAAUUUGUUAAAAUUGAACCAACACAAGAAGAAGAAAUAAAUUUGUCCCUCGAAAGAAACAUUUUUGUAAGCAAUGAUCUUGUGAAGACCAUAAAAGAAGAAUAUAAUGAGGUUGCGAUUACUGCAGAAUAUUGUAGCCAAGAGUGCAAGAGGGAAGAACGGCAUUUGUCAAGUAUUAAAUCUGAAACUGUGAACUUUAAAUAGUUUCGCCUCGGGGAUGGACGACUUGUCCCUCGUUCGGGAAAUGCAAGCCUAAAAGUUGAGGUUCUUACGACAGUGUAUCUCGCAUAUUCUCUUGUGGCGGCGAUAAUAUGGAUGACAAUAUUGCACUAGUUAAAAUUGAACCAAAACAAGAAGAAGAAAUAAAUUUGUCAUUUGAAAGCAACAUUCUUGUAAGCAAUGAUUUUUUGGAAACUAUAAAAGAAGAACAUAGUGAGAUAACAGAAAGGGCAGGCAAUAGUAGCCAGGAUGAAGUGCAACCACAAGACCAUUCGUCAAGUACUAAAUCUCAUACUGUAGAGCUUAAAUGUACGGUUUGUGAUUACACGACGGGUAGUGGCCCAAGUUUUAAAAUGCACCCUUUGAUGCAUGGGGAUACUAACAAUUUUAAAUGUGCAAGCUGUGAUUAUAUAACAAAGACAAAGUACAAAUUAACCCGACAUCUCUUAAUACACAAUAACUUAAAAGAUAUUAAAUGUGAUAUUUGUGAUUAUGCAACGCAUACGAAGUACAUUUUGAAGCAACAUCUCCUAAUACACACUGGUUCAAAAGAUUUUAAAUGUGAUAUUUGCAAUUUCGCAACACAUAAGAAGAUCAUUUUGAAGCAGCAUCUUUUAAUACAUGGCGGUUCAAAAGACUUUAAAUGUGCUAUUUGUGGUUUUGCAACAGAGAAGAAGAGCAAUUUAAAGCAACAUCUUUUAAUACACGACGGUGCAAAAGAUUUUAAAUGUGAUCUCUGCGAUUAUGCAACGUGCAAGAAGAACAAUUUGAAGCGACAUCUCUUAUUACACAAUGAUUCAAAAGAUAUUAAAUGUGAUAUUUGCGAUUAUGCAACAUAUACGAAGCACAAUCUGAAGCGACAUCUCGUAAUACACAGUGAUUCAAAUGAUAUUAAAUGUGAUGUUUGCGAUUUAGCAACAAAUACUAAGCGCGCUUUAAAACAACAUCUCUUAAAACAUGGCGGAUCUAAACAUUUUAAAUGUAACGUUUGUGAUUACCGAACAAAAACCAAGAGCCAUUUAAAACGACAUGCUUUAAGACACAACACUUCUCUUACUUGUAAUUGAGCAACAAAUUCUUCAUUUGUUUCGGUAGAGUGAGUGUUUCCAUCGGUUUCACUGGGUCAUUCCGGAUUGAAAAGCAGAUUGUGGUGUUUUUCCACCAUCUUAUUGUAAUAAUUAUUCAUGACUGCUGAAUAUUUAUAUGAUAUGUGAAUACUAUUGUGUGAUAAAUCUUGAAACUCUUA